AUGGACAGCUGCCUACCUAAAGCUCAAACCUCACUGAACAAUGGCCUGCCGGUUGACCAAGAUUUGCACCAAGACCACACCUCAACACGACCUUGGCCAAAGCCUCAGUCUUUACCAUUGAAACCUAGCGAUUCCCGUGAAAAUCGUGGUGUGGUUCAUCCAAACUGGGAAGACCCUCUAUUGGGUCAAAGCGAGCCCCUCUUCGCUGGGCAUUCUAGACCCCACUUCCCCCUCUACGGGGGACAGUCACAGCAAGUAGCCAUACCGACGCUGGGGCCAAAUCAACAUGAAACAGUGACUUUGAAUGAAUAUCGGGGGCACGCUUGUGAGCAACAUCGGUCUGAACAACCAACGGACAUCAUGCCAGUAUCAUCACAGUUCAUGACCAGAUCUCCUCCGGCGAAUAAAAUCGAGCAAUCUCUGGACAAGUCGAGCGAGCUAGAGGACGAGGAAGAUUCAUGGCCGACAGAAGGUGAUGAAUGGUGGACCUAA
Molecule: messenger RNA, 492 nt
Organism: Penicillium hordei
Lineage: Eukaryota; Fungi; Ascomycota; Eurotiomycetes; Eurotiales; Aspergillaceae
Exons: 1
Coding region: 1-492 (163 amino acids)
Source: RefSeq, a predicted model, not a curated record